UCGAAUAAUGCGAAAGACCAGCAAAAUCAACCAUGGCGGUGCAGUCGGUCGGCCAUUUACUGUGUCAAAUCCCUUGAUAUAAAAUAACAGGGGAAAAAUCCCUCUAAAUAGCUGCACAAAAAAGAGUCUCGCCGUUUUUUUGGCACUUUUUAGAACGUUAUCUAGUUCGUCAACGCGAAGAAAGUCCAUUCAAAGUUAGAGACCGAAAACUGAAAGGUAGUGCUUGUUCAUUUUCCAUCCGCCUGGAUCAUUCAGGAAGCAUAGUUUUGACUCUUUGCUUUUGUAUCGAAAUACAAGUGAGGCCAUUAUUUUCGUCGACAUGCCAAGUUCAGGAAGAAGUUCACGGACACCCAGUGUCGAUCCUGAGUCGAUCAGUAUGGAAAUUAGACCUUCAUCUGUGAUGAAGAAAGAAAGAUCUUUUUCUCAGGUUGACACUCGUCUCAAGAAAGGCUUCAUCCCCUUGUUCUUCGAGCGCGCCUCUUCAAAGUGGUGGAAUCCAAGAUUUGACUCUCACAUAUUGGAAAAAGAGUUCCAAAGAUUCACUUUUAAGAAUAACAGGCGUCGUUUAAUUCGAGCUUUGAUGUACGUACUUGUUGCUGCGGUAACAUGGGCGAUCUUUUUUGUAAUCACCCGCAAAGUCUACACAGACUGGUGGAAAAUCCUAGUUGGUUGUUUAGUUUUCGCCUUAGUUAUCGUGGCUAUUAUGUUCUAUACCGAAUUCAGUGAGUCAUAUGUAAGAUACGCUGCACAUGUAUCUCUUUUUGCGGCUAUUUGUUUACUUGCUGCAUCGCUGGCCACACUAAGCUUCAGUACGGAGUUUUCCAACACUGCUCGAUUCUGUGUGUGUACGUGCUUCAUCAUGGUCAUUUACACGAUGCUCCACACAUUAAGGCUGUAUAUCUGCAUUUUCAUCACCACAGUUUUCUCGGUUGCUCACGAAGUUCUCAACGAAGUUCUUUCCAACGACGAGCAUCGGCUGAAAGGUUUAAGUCACGAAAUCGUUAGCAUCAUUCUUCUGCACGCCUGUAUUCAUUUGGUUGGAAUCUCGAUUUUCUUUAUGGCUCAGGUGAGAGAACGCAGCACGUUUUGGAAAGUUGGCCAGAGUGUUGUAGCUCGCCGCGAUCUUGAGAUCGAAAAACAAGUAAAGGAGCGAAUGGUGCGCUCAGUCAUGCCAGAAAAAGUGGCCGACUCGCUCCUCAGUGUCGACGACGAGGACGAAAAUAUGAAUAUGAACAUGAACAAAAACAAUAAGGACUCUGGAAAUGGGAAACGAAAAAACAGGAAAGCGAAAUUUGCAUUCCGUCCGUUUCAAAUGCAUCGUAUGGAGAAUGUUAGUAUUCUUUUUGCCGACAUUGUGGGCUUUACAAAAAUGUCUUCAAACAAGUCUGCUGAUCAGUUAGUUCGGCUAUUAAAUGACUUGUUUGGCAGGUUCGAUCGAUUAACUGAGAUUAAUAACUGUGAAAAGAUAAGCACCUUAGGGGAUUGCUAUUAUUGUGUAGCAGGCUGUCCAAAAGAAACCAAGAAUCAUGCAAUCAACUGCGUGGAGAUGGGACUGGCAAUGUUGGAGCAAAUUAAAGAGUUUGAUAAUGAUACAAAUAAUGACGUAGACAUGAGAGUGGGGGUCCACACAGGUACUGUCUUGUGUGGAAUAGUUGGCACAAAGCGUUUCAAGUUUGAUGUAUGGUCGAAUGAUGUCACCUUAGCUAACCGUAUGGAAACUGCAGGCCUUCCAGGCAAGGUACACAUCACAGCAGAUACCCUAAGUUUCUUGAAUGAUCUGUACGUGGUCGAAGAUGGACAUGGUGAAGAUAGAUAUCCUGGGCUGAAAGGUAUAUCUACGUAUUUCAUAAAAGGACGGAAGAAUGGAGUACAGAAACCAGUAGAGCACCUUAACUCACAGUCAAGUAAACCAUCACCCAGUAUUUGUACAAAUAAAAGUACAAAUAACAGUGCAAAUAACAGUGCAAAUAACAGUACAAAUAACAGUAUAAAUGUGACUUCAAGUCCAAGGCCUAAAAAACAUGUCAAAAUAUCUGAUGAUGUCUCAACUUCUGAACGUGCCUUCAGCUCUGAUUCCAAUCUCUCCAACCAGGAAGAAUCGGUAUUUGAGAAUGGGCCACGCAAGGGGAAUCUUAAGACCCGUGUUGAUAAGACCGAGCUAGAAUAUUUGAGUUCAGACCCUGGUGGGAAGGUCGAUGAAGAAAAAGAAAUCCGCCACAAGAUGGUCGGAAAAGUUUUAGAACGUGGAGCAUCUCAACAGCAAAUCCUUGGACUGUCUUUUCCUGAAGCUUUUACCAGAGAAACACUGAGAACCUCCAAUGAUCAGCAGCUUGUUAGCCUAAUGAGUGAGCAAAGAUUAGGCAAUAAGCAUGAGUACUUCCAUGCUCCAGUUACAAAGUGCACACUGCAGUUUACUAACAAGACCCUGGAAAAACAGUAUCAGAAUGAAGGACAAGAUUCAACACUUUUGAAUCCAUCAGUCACUACUUUUGCUUCUCCAAAAGUCAAUUUCUUCACCGAUGUCCUCCUUUCGAAUAUAGUUUACUUGAUAAUAAGCCUUUUGUGCUUUUUACUAUUUUCACCAAUCCCACUGAGCAAGAAGAUUUUGACGCCGUUGGCUUUGAUAGUUGAAGUUACACUCUUCCUUCUGAACUUUGCCAGAGCAUUUCCUCGGAGAUUUCCUGAAUGGUUCCAUCCGUUAGUAAUGUACACAUCUGGCUGGUGUACGAGUCAUCUAGUAGGAGCCCUCUUAAUGUGUUUGCCGAUAGCCACUGUAUUUUCAAAUUUUAUGGACUGUGAUAAACUUAUUGACAAUAACACGAGGUAUUACUUCACAUAUAUUGUUGCUGUUGCUUUACUUCAUUUUUGUAACUUCACUCAGCUGACGUCAUGGAUGAAAACUGGCUUAGCUGGAGUUUUUUCUGCAACUUACAUUAUUCUUUUACAAUUUGACAAUUUUUGUGCAUUCAAGCCAGUUAAUUCUAGUAAUAGUACUAUGAUUGAUGUUACUAUGAAGGGGCGUCAAAUGGCAAACGAAGUGACAGUAGCAGUUAUUCUUUUAUGGGUGUUGGUAGCACUUCUGAAUCGUCAGCUAGAGAUAGGUGUACGAAGGAAUUUUAGUGGGGAUGCUGAAGCGGCAAAAGACAAAAAGAAAUCCCAAAUCCACAAGCAACAAGUAGAUUGGCUUCUUUUCAGUCUUUUCCCAAAGCAUGUCACUGAAGCUUUGAAAGUUUCUGACCAUUAUUCCAGAAAUUAUGAUGAAAUUGGAGUGAUGUUUGCUUCUAUUGUGAAUUUUGCGGACUUUUAUGAAGAGAACUUUGAAGGUGGAAAGGAGUGUAUUAGAGUUCUGAAUGAACUGGUAGGGGACUUUGAUGAACUUUUAGACAGUAUUGAAUUUCAUGAGGUAGAGAAAAUCAAAACUGUAAAUGGGUCCACAUUCAUGGCUGGUUCUGGACUGAAUUCAGAAGCCUGCUUGUGUAGAGAGAAAAAUCCACAUGAGCACCUGAAACAGCUUGUUGAAUUUGGGUUAGAGAUGAUGAAUGUAGUUCACAGAUUCAAUGAACAUAUGCUGGGAUUCCAGUUUGUACUUCGUAUUGGCUACAACACGGGACCAGUAACUGCAGGAGUAAUCGGAACAACCAAGCUUCUAUACGAUAUCUGGGGGGACACUGUGAACCUAGCCAGUCGCAUGGACACGACUGGAGUGCCAUUUAAGAUCCAGGUCAGUGAGGCCACCAAGGACAAAUUGAGUGAGUUCUUCACAUUCUCAUUUCGUGGAACAAUUCCAGUCAAGGGGAAAGGAUUUGUCACGACAUACUUGCUGGAAGGAAGAAGAGAGGAUAUAAAGGCCCCUACUUGUGAUUUGCAUCAGCAAGAUUCAGAUGGGAAAAGGAUUUAGGGGAGGUUACCUAUCAGCACGGGUACUUUUCUAGUUUGAAUGAAAGGCACACUAGAUAAGUAGUUCUACAAUACAUUAUAUGACUGUGUGGUAGUGUAAUUUGCAAGGAUAGUGAUUUCCAAGUGCCCCUGGUCAAAGUCCUUGCAUUGCACUUAAACUUAAUGUACAAAAUGAAGGUAAAACGUGUUGUUAGUAUACUUACAGAACUUGUUUCAGGAAUUAAGAAACAAUAGGAAAAAGUUUUUAAUUUAUUCUACACAGUAAAGAUUCAACUGAGA
Messenger RNA from Actinia tenebrosa (Australian red waratah sea anemone), 4176 nucleotides. RefSeq names its product adenylate cyclase type 9. Gene Ontology annotation, cellular component: plasma membrane. The record is from RefSeq and is a predicted model, not a curated record. NCBI's taxonomy places the organism in Eukaryota, Metazoa, Cnidaria, Anthozoa, Actiniaria, Actiniidae. Gene Ontology annotation, molecular function: adenylate cyclase activity. Gene Ontology annotation, biological process: intracellular signal transduction; adenylate cyclase-activating G protein-coupled receptor signaling pathway; cyclic nucleotide biosynthetic process.